This is a messenger RNA of Letharia lupina, 1239 nucleotides long. RefSeq lists its product as uncharacterized. The coding region runs from base 1 to 1239 and encodes 412 amino acids. NCBI's taxonomy places the organism in Eukaryota, Fungi, Ascomycota, Lecanoromycetes, Lecanorales, Parmeliaceae. The transcript has a single exon. The record is from RefSeq and is a predicted model, not a curated record.
AUGACCGCCGACGGCAACGCCGGUGGUAAUGCUGGUAGCAAUGGCAAUGAGAACAGCGGUGGCAGUGGUGGUGCCCCUGGUGGCCAAUGGCCGUCCUGCAGCCAAUGUCAGGGUAGACAUCGCCCUGGAGUGCCUUGCUGGCAGCCGUGUCCACGGUGCGGCAUACGGCACCACAGGCGCAGUGUUUGCCCGACGGCGGAUGCGCACCAGCAGCAGAUUUCGGUGCUGCAGCAACAAAACGCGCAAAUGGUUGCCGAAAUGCAGCAAUUGCGUGUUGAGGUGCAGGCGAGAUCUGCACAUGCUGCUGCCUACGGCUACGGCGGCCCUCCCCUCCCUCCUCAACUUCCUCAGCCCUUCUACCCCUCCUAUCCCUCCUACCCCUCCUCACCCUGGCAGCCGCAGCAGGUCAUGCCGCCCAUGGGCAUGGGCCGCUUCCCCUACCAAGGCGCGCAGUAUCCGCCGUCGAUGCCGCCUCCCGGUCCUUACGUUGGAGGUUCAGCAGUCGGUGUGCCGCAAGGCAUGCCUUCUGAUGCCUUCAAUUGGUUCGGCGGUGGUUCUGAGCAGGCUUCCCGUAGGGGUGGCUUGCCCUGGAACAACCGAGGCCGGGGAGGUAGACGCCCGGGGAGGAAGGCCAAUGAGAAGGAUAAGAAGAAGAAGAAGGAAGAUGAGAAGGAGAAGGAGAAGGAGAAGGAGAAGGAGAAAGAGAAGGAGAAGGAGAAAGAGAGAGAUCCCUUGGCGCCUGAGCCAUCAGGUGUUCAGAAGCCAGGGAAGAGCGCGGUGAGAAACGCGAGACGCCGCCAAAAGUUAAGGGCGAGGAAGGAGAAGAAGGACAAUGUUGACGAUGGUCGCGAGAGAGAGGAAGAAGGUGAGAUGUCUGGGGUCGAGAACUCGACCUCAGGAACUCAACCUUCAGGCCCCUCUCAAAACCAGGAGUCAGAGCAGCAGAUUGCCGUAGUCGGCACCGCCUCGGCUAAUGAGGCUCAACCUUCAGGCUCCUCCCAGGGCCUGGAGGUAGGGCAGCAUAUCGCCGUGGUGGAUACCGUCUUGGCUACCGAGGAUCAAGCUCAGGUAGCUCUGCUCGUAGCAGACAACGCCAACGCAGCUGAGCCUCUCCCCUCUGUUCUUCCUCAUCAAACAGCCGAUGAAAGUGAACCGCCUCGGUCGUUGCUAGAUAUGGCGUUUGAGGGUUUUUUUGCACCCGGCGACAACUACGACUGCACCUUGGACGAGACGGAGUAG